Molecule: messenger RNA, 2760 nt
Organism: Guyanagaster necrorhizus
Lineage: Eukaryota; Fungi; Basidiomycota; Agaricomycetes; Agaricales; Physalacriaceae
Exons: 14
Coding region: 8-2449 (813 amino acids)
Biological process (GO): DNA-templated transcription; regulation of DNA-templated transcription
Molecular function (GO): DNA-binding transcription factor activity, RNA polymerase II-specific; DNA binding; zinc ion binding
Source: RefSeq, a predicted model, not a curated record
CACCACCAUGACCUCGGACCAUACAAGGAGGCCAACGGACUCUACUACUGCUUCCAGGAAAUCUGCUUUAUCUUGCGCUGAAUGCCGGAGAAGUAAGCUACGAUGCGACAGAGUAUUUCCCUGCCAGUCGUGUAUCAGGCGAGGAUGUGCUGGGAUAUGUCCAGACGGUACAUUGACUGCCACCAAGGGCAACAAAGUCAUCAUGGCCCACGCAGAAAAGCUUGCUGAAGAAGUCAAGGUACUCACCGCUCGCAUACAUGACCUCGAAGGUGCCCUCUCCUCGCGUGACGGUGCGGCCCAUCCAUUGCUACAGGGACGAGAUCCCCAACGAGACGAAAUAGACGCCCUUUACGAGAAGGGCCUCCAGGAUGUUUCAGAUGCAAUUGGCUCCCUUUCAAUUGGCUCUGAUGGACAGGCCAAGUACUACGGUGAAACGGCUGGUUCCGAGUACCUUGGAAGUUUACUGCCCGAAGAGGAGACUGAACAGGAAGAACGCCCCAAAGAUCUCGACCUUCCUUUAGAACUUCUCGACCUAGUCAAUGCAUUCCCAUUGGGGUUGAAAGAUUGCAACUAUUCCAAAUUCAUUUUUGCACCCUACCUUCCUACCCAGGAGAGAGCAAUGUAUCUCGCAGAACUCUACUAUCAGAACACCGCUUGGAUGUAUGACCCUGUCGUCCAACAAGACUUUGUGAUGAACAUUUUGACCCCAUUAUAUUUCGCUCCGGGCUUUGUGACCCUAAACGCUAUUCAUGCCCAUAAAUUGGCUGUAUUUUUCAUGACCAUGGGCGACGGCGUUCUCCACGACAGCAGCCCUGAUUCGGCAUAUUUGGCCGAACAAUAUCACGCUCUUGCACAAGCUGCAAUAUCGAUCGAACCUUUACUCAUGGAAGCGACUUCUGCCACUGUUCAGGCCUUGUUCAUGAUGUUUCGUUUUAUAUACAACUCGGACCGAAAAAGCAAUGAGGCCCGAUGGAUUCUAACUGGUCUCUGCAUUCGUUUAGCCCAGUCCAUUGGUCUUCAUCGAGAUAGCUCAGGAUGGAACCUAGACCCCGAGGAGCUUCAACGACGUCGGAGAUUGUUUUGGGAGCUCUAUACGCACGAUGCAUGGACGUCUAUUGUUAAUGGGCGCCCACCGGGUCUGAUGAUUCAACACACUGACUGUCGUUUUCCUGACGACCUAGAUCCGAUGGUCAAACCAACAGGGGAGAUAGAACUCGGAUGGCACGCUUGGAAAUACAGAUACUCAGCGAGCUGCCUUUCCCUAUCCAUACAACAUAUCUUUACGACUAGAGCACCCAAUUACAAAGCCCUUCUCGACUUGGACAAGAAAAUUAGAAAAUUUCCCGUCGCACAUCAUCUGCUCUCUCCAAUAGAAACUUCCGAACCUGGGCGUGCGUGGUCCUCUAAUCGAGUGCAUGCCUUGCAACAGUAUUGCGUGGUUUGUGAGAGAGAGUCCAAUCUCUUGUAUAUCCACCGAAGCUAUUUUGCGCAGGCCAUCCAGGGACAGUCGCGCAACCCACUACAACACAUGUAUGCGCCGUCAGUGCUGGCGACGUACCGAAGCGCGUGCCGACUGAUCUCGAGUCUUCGUGGUCUGAAUGUCAGCCAUCCUGGUAUUGCCGCGACGACUUGGUUCUUUUGGUCGGGUAUCUUUUCAUCUUGUGUCGUUCUCGGCGCUCUCGUCGUCGAAAGUCCUUCAUGCAGCUUGUCCCAAGAUGCGCUAAUCCUGCUUAAUCAAACUGUUCCCUUCUACGAUGAGGGUUCUCGGCGCUGCCGCCCAACGAACACACUGCUCAUGCUUCACAAACUACGGGACCGAGCCAAUCACAGAUUCUCUGCCUUUACAGCGACAGGACAGUCACCCCCGGAUGACCGACCCUGCGCCGACCCCGACGCUCCCGACGAGCUAGCUGUUCUAGGCGGGCGGAAAUCUUUAAUAAACAAAAAACCGACAUCGCAUUCGCCGAGCUCGAACGACUCGCACCAGAACCUAUCGGCGACCUAUCUGUAUCCAGGUGACGGCAGUGACUCGGGCAGCAGCCCGCCUGCGAGCCAUGACAGUGGAAGCGGCAGUGGCGGCGAUGGUCUGAUGGAUUACUAUGACGAUCUGGGCACGUCGGGCCUCAGUAGUCCCACGUAUCAAGCUGUCCCUAUUUCCGAUGGACAGACACAUGCGGGGUAUGAUCUGUCUCUAAACAACAUGAAUUUGCCAAGUGCACAACAGUACGUGCAAUCUCCGACCUCGUCGUACAGUAUGCAGCAGCCCCGUGGUCAGGUGCAGCAACAGAUGUACAACCCGGAUGUGCAAUCGGUGCACCCGUCGUUCCAGGCGAUAUCGGUGGACCAGGCGUUGGCGCCGAUGGGAUAUGCGUUUAGUGCGACCCAGGAUCAAACACAGGAUGAUAUUUGGAGAAAUUUCGUGCGGGAGUUUGGGUUGGAGCAUAUCUGACCAUCUGUUUGGCGGUAUUUUAUGAGGUAUAUGUUAUUUUGGUUGCGUGUGUGGGACACUAGCGUUGGUAUCCGGUAUCGGGAAUGUCGUUCCGAAACCCAAAGGGGGAUGUCGAUCAGGCUGCGCGAAGAAUUAGACUCAAACAGAUUAUCUUUACCAUUCGUCUGUCUCAUCGGGAAUCCGGAUGCCAAGUAUGCGGUAACCGAAUACUGGGCGCGCUGGGAAUAAUAUUACAUUCAAGUCAAGUACGAUAAGUUCAAAAAAUGGCUACAAUGGGGUAAAUGAAGGCAUAGAUAUAUUUUAGUUGCAGC